This is a messenger RNA of Mastomys coucha (southern multimammate mouse), 4007 nucleotides long. It is a transcript of the gene Shoc2, whose product is annotated as SHOC2 leucine rich repeat scaffold protein. The coding region runs from base 350 to 2119 and encodes 589 amino acids. Lineage: Eukaryota; Metazoa; Chordata; Mammalia; Rodentia; Muridae. Gene Ontology annotation, molecular function: protein binding. The record is from RefSeq and is a predicted model, not a curated record. The transcript is spliced from 9 exons.
GAAGGAGGUGAGCGGGGAUGGUGGAGUCGGGGCUCGGGACGGCAGCCCGGGGCGGGAGCUGCACAGGGGCGCCCGUGGGCCCUUCCUCCGCCUUCCUGCCUGUCGGGGGGCCCGGCCGGCCGUCGGAAUUCUAAUGAGCUGACAGCACCAUUGUUACCAGUUGAAAUGAGUUCUCAGAAAUGAGCAGAGUGCUUUUAGAGCCACCAUGUGACAGAUGGCUGUGAGUCCAAGCCCAUCACUUCUUCUUCAGCCCACACUCUGACGGGGUAGGGGCUUUGUCUCUUCAGCCUUGAUCUGGAUUGCUGCCGAGGAGGAGUUGAUGUAGUGUUUUAUUUAAGCGUGAGUCACCAUGAGUAGUAGUUUAGGAAAAGAAAAAGACUCAAAAGAGAGAGAACCCAAAGCACCAUCCGCCAAGGAGAGAGAAAAGGAGGCGAGAGCCUCAGGAGGUUCUGGGAAAGAAAGCAAAGAGAAAGAACCUAAAACCAAAGGGAAAGAUGCCAAAGAUGGAAAGAAGGAGUCCAGUGCUGCCCAACCAGGUGUGGCUUUUUCAGUCGACAAUACCAUCAAAAGGCCAAAUCCAGCACCCGGGACGAGGAAAAAAUCCAGCAAUGCUGAGGUAAUUAAGGAGCUUAACAAAUGCCGGGAGGAGAACUCAAUGCGCUUGGACUUAUCCAAAAGGUCUAUACAUAUACUGCCACCAUCAGUCAAAGAGUUGACUCAGCUCACAGAGCUUUACUUAUACAGUAACAAAUUACAGUCCCUCCCGGCAGAGGUGGGCUGCCUAGUCAAUCUCAUGACACUGGCUCUAAGUGAGAAUUCACUCACCAGUUUGCCUGACUCUCUUGAUAACUUGAAGAAGCUGCGGAUGCUUGAUUUACGGCAUAAUAAACUGAGAGAAAUUCCUUCAGUGGUGUAUAGACUGGACUCUCUCACCACACUCUAUCUUCGCUUUAAUCGCAUAACUACUGUGGAAAAGGACAUCAAAGACCUGCCCAAGCUCAGCAUGCUCAGCAUCCGAGAGAACAAAAUCAAGCAGCUGCCUGCGGAGAUUGGUGAGAGGCUCGGGCUUGUUGGUGAAUUAUGUAACCUCAUUACCCUGGAUGUAGCUCACAAUCAACUUGAACACCUUCCAAAGGAGAUUGGAAACUGCACACAGAUAACCAACCUUGACUUGCAGCACAAUGAACUACUAGACCUCCCAGAUACAAUAGGAAACCUGUCCAGUUUAAAUCGCCUUGGCCUGAGAUACAAUAGAUUGUCAGCAAUACCCAGAUCAUUAGCAAAAUGCAGUGCACUUGAGGAGUUAAAUUUAGAGAACAAUAACAUUUCUACUCUACCAGAGAGUCUUUUAUCCAGUCUCGUAAAAUUGAAUAGCUUGACCUUAGCUAGGAAUUGCUUCCAGUUAUACCCGGUGGGCGGCCCGUCUCAGUUCUCCACCAUUCAUUCCCUGAACAUGGAACACAAUCGAAUCAACAAAAUCCCAUUUGGAAUUUUUUCCAGAGCUAAAGUGUUAAGUAAGCUGAAUAUGAAGGACAAUCAGUUAACGUCCCUUCCUUUGGAUUUUGGAACUUGGACCAGUAUGGUAGAAUUGAAUUUAGCGACUAAUCAGCUCACCAAGAUCCCAGAGGAUGUGUCGGGUCUGGUGUCUCUUGAGGUUCUGAUAUUAUCCAACAACCUUCUAAAGAAGCUUCCGCAUGGUCUCGGGAACCUGAGGAAGCUCCGAGAGCUCGACCUGGAGGAGAACAAGCUGGAGGCCUUGCCCAAUGAGAUUGCUUAUCUUAAGGAUUUGCAGAAAUUAGUCUUGACAAACAACCAGUUGACCACGCUUCCCAGAGGCAUCGGUCACCUUACCAACCUCACGCACCUUGGUCUUGGAGAGAACCUGCUCACUCACCUUCCCGAGGAAAUUGGUACACUGGAAAACCUAGAGGAGCUGUAUUUGAACGACAACCCCAACCUUCACAGCCUCCCCUUUGAGCUCGCUCUCUGCAGCAAGCUGUCAAUCAUGAGCAUUGAGAACUGUCCGCUCAGUCACCUCCCACCUCAAAUUGUUGCUGGAGGGCCUUCGUUCAUUAUUCAGUUCUUAAAGAUGCAGGGUCCAUAUCGUGCCAUGGUCUGAUACAAACUGCUGGUCCCACACACUGUUCAAAAAUAGACUGCCAUUAAUCUUUCAUAUCUGUAUCUGUAUCUGUGUGGAUAUUGAUCUAUGGCAGAUUUAUAAAGACUGCAUUAUGUGUUUCUGCUAAUAGAGGAAUUAUAGCCAUUUAGAUUUUUUUAAUUCUGUAAAAAAAGGCUUAUAUAAGUUUUCUUUGCUAAAUUUGAUGGAUGUUUUUCUGUUGUGUAAUCUGAUAUGCCAGUUUGUUUAAAAAUCUUCCAAAAAAUUAUGAAGUCAUUAAAUUUAAGGAACAAAAUAGUAUAGUUAAAUAUGUUUCUCUUAGGAAAAUGUGGGCCAAAAAUUUUGUUGCAUCUUUUCAUAUAUAUUUCCCCUUAAAAUUGUCAGAUCUUUAUAACAGCAUAGGCCCUGAAGGUAGAAUUUUUCUUUAACUUAUUUUGAAAUUUGAAAUUUAAAUUUUAUAUAUUGUUUACAAUCGGAGUGAAUCACUGGAUUAUUUUGAUUUGCUCUGUUUUAAUCAGUCAGAGUUUAUAUUCUGUUAAAGAAUUUGCAUCAGUUUAAAUAUUAAAAGAUACUUUGUUGAAACAGCUGGCAAACAGAAAAUGUACAUUUAGAAAUCAAAAUUUCCACUAGUUUUUGUUUCUCCAGUGAACUGUAAAGCAAAUAUCUGAGUGAGUCUCUGGCGCUGGGGUGUUGACCCUUUCCUGGGAUAGAGUGCGUUACUGUGUGGGAGGGGCAGAAAGCUGGUGGGGAAGGAGGGGCAGAAAGCUGGUGGGGAAGGAGGGGCAGAAAGCUGGUGGGGAGGGGUUUCCUUUCAUUUCUUUUUAUCCCCGUUCCUGAAAGUUGCAGAUCCAUAAAAUCUUAACUGAAAUUUGGCAAGUGAAUAACACAUAAACACACAUUCUAUAUAUGUAUAUAUAAUGCUAUAUAGAUAUGUAUUUAUUAUAUCAUAAACUACAAUAGGUAACUUUAAAGACUUCUCCCUUUACUUGUACAAUGAGAUGAAUGUCUCUCUAAAGACUGCAGUAUCUGUGUGUUUCAAGGUUAUGUAACAGUGUACUAUGGUUUUAUAUCUUGACUCGCCUUGUCCAUCUGUCUGUUCGGGAGUACCUGUGUCUAAGCACAAUCUCUUCACACUGUGCUGUAUUGCUGCUGAACUAAAUGCACUUUCCCCAUACACGGGGCACUGGCUUCAAACAAUUCAGUUCAGUACUGUUACUUUCAGUCUCAUCUUUCCUUGGUUGGCAGGUGGUAGUACAGUUAUGGAAAAUGACACAUUACAUUGAUGCCAUUGGUAGUUCUGUGGAAGUUAUGUAGGAUGUGCAUGGACUCUUUGAUAAUAUUUUCUUUUGCUUUACUGCCUUUAUGAAUAUCAACUGUAAAUGUGUGCCCCUUACAUAGUAUUCUUACUUUUGGUAGUGUUUGUCUAGGUCAAUUGAAUUAUUGAGAACCCCCGACCCCCAGAGCAAGUGCAUCCUAGAUACAAUCCCGAAACACACCUUCCAUACAAUGAGUAUUAGACAUGAGUACAUAUUGCUGCUUGUUCUUUUGUUUUGUGCCCCCCCAAUUUUUGAAUAUUUUGUUAUAAACAACUUUUUAAAAAUUAAAACUGUAAUAUCAAGAUAAACAUUUGGAUUUUUGCUUUUCCUAGCACUCAAACUCAAGACUGGGUGUGAAGUCAAAUCUGUGUUCAUAAUUGGCAAAUUUGUAAGGAACAACUAAGAAAUGGAAGGCAGGUAAAGAUAUAAAACCCUAGGAUGCCUAAAUGUGCUGUAAAACUAUUGUAGGUGUUCACUGGAUUUUACAAAGGAACAGCCUUUCUCCUUUUCCAUCUACUGUGGCUUUUCAGUUAAGAUUUUGUUUAUAAAAGGAAUUUAUUACAGUUCUACCUAGA